Molecule: messenger RNA, 2643 nt
Organism: Plectropomus leopardus (leopard coralgrouper)
Lineage: Eukaryota; Metazoa; Chordata; Actinopteri; Perciformes; Serranidae
Gene: bgnb
Product: biglycan b
Molecular function (GO): protein binding
Source: RefSeq, a predicted model, not a curated record
GAGCGCACACACGGUGCCCUGACACAGUUCGCAGUGGCACACAGUGGUGGAGGAGCUGCGGCUGGAUGUCAGAGGAGCACAGGGAAAUACUGCAAUAAUCCCUGAAUGUGAUGAUAAUAUAGGAUUUAAAAAAAAUAUCUCUGCAGGAUAAUCUGACGCACAGAGGGAGAGACCUCCAACCUGUUUUGGGGAAUUUGGAAUCUAAAUCUUAAAUCGAUCCUUAAGGUGCAGAAGUUAAAGAUGUUGCCACAUUGCUCCCUCCUGCUGCUGCUAUGCGUGGCUCGGCUGCUCUCUGCCUCUUCGGCCUUGCCCUUUGAACAGAGAGGCUUCUGGGAUUUCGCCAUGGACAGCAUGGACAGCAUGGACAGCAUGAUGAAGAUGAUGAGGGACGAAGAAGAGGGCUCGGCAGUGGAGGAGACCCCCCCCCCUGACAUACCCAUGUGCCCCUUUGGGUGCCACUGUCAGCUCAGGGUCGUCCAGUGCUCUGACCUCGGUCUGACCGAGGUGCCAAAGAAUAUUCCUCCGGACACCAAGUUCUUGGACCUGCAGAACAACCGCAUCACUGAGCUGAAAGAGAACGACUUCAAAGGCCUUACGCACUUAUAUGGUCUGUCUCUGAGGAACAACCUUAUUUCCAAAGUCCACCCCAGAACAUUCGUGCCCCUGAAACACAUGCAGAAGCUCUACUUCUCCAAGAAUCUGCUGACCACUAUCCCCAAGAACCUGCCCGCCUCUCUGGUCGAGAUGAGGAUCCAUGAGAACCGCAUCAAGAAGGUGGCAGCUGGAGCCUUUGCAGGACUGGGCAGCAUGAACUGCAUAGAAAUGGGAGCUAACCCCAUCCACAACAGCGGCUUUGAGCCUGGAGCCUUCAAGGGACUGAAACUGAAUUAUCUGCGUAUAUCUGAGUCCAAACUGACCGGGGUGCCAAAAGACCUCCCAGAGAGUCUCCACGAGCUUCAUCUGGACCACAACCAGAUCCAGGCUGUGGAACUGGAGGACCUGAAACGCUACAAAAACCUGAACAGGUUGGGCCUUGGCUUUAAUCACAUCCGUAACAUCGAGAACGGCAGUCUGUCCUUCCUCCCCAGGCUGAGAGAGCUGCAUCUUGACAACAACCGUCUCACUCGUGUUCCCCAAGGUCUCCCAGAUAUGAAAUACCUACAGGUGGUGUACCUCCAUUCCAACCACAUCAACCAGGUGGGUGUGGAUGACUUCUGCCCUCGAGGAUUUGGGAUGAAGAGGACUUUCUAUAAUGGCAUCAGCCUGUUUGGUAACCCUGUCAACUACUGGGAGGUGCAGCCUGCGACGUUCCGCUGUGUCAGUGACCGGCUGGCCAUUCAGUUCGGCAACUACAAAAAGUAAAGACAGGGGAUGCUGAAAGAUGGAGAGAGUGAGGGGAAGGUGGACAUAAUUUAAAUAAUGAAAAAAACAAAACUAGAGGGAUGGAGAGGAGUUCAUAUUUGAGAUUAUUAUCAAUAUUAUUAUUAUUUUGGGAGAGAGGAUGAGUGGAGAGGAUGGGCAAUAAACUGAUAAAAUACAAAGAGAAGUGAGAAAUACAAUCACAUAACUUGAAAAGAGUGAAAAGUGCAGUGCUUGCAGUACUUCACCUGAGUUUUUCACAAUUUUUUGAAUUUAAGGUUUUGAAAGUUUUGCCAUUUAAAAUGGAUGAAACACAGGAGACUGUCUGAGAAGAAGAAUGUUUUCCCCCAGCCAAAAUUGAUGAAAAACUUGUGAAGCAUUUCAUUCCAUAUUUUUUACACAAUAGUGCUUAUUGUGAUAGAAGUCUUUUUUUAUUAUUAACAUUUCUGUUAAGAUAACAAGUAAGAAAUAGAAAGCAAUGCAUUAUAGAUGUUUUUAUAUAUACAUAAAAGGUGCUCUGUAUGAUUUUCUGUGUGUGUUGAUUUGGGAGAUGCAUCAUAUUGUCCCUGUUUCACCGGUCUGAAGCCAUUUGGUCCUCAACUCUGUGAUUAAAUUAUACUGUAUUAAUAAACAACCAGUCACAGAUUUGGGGACUGUUUUCCACCGUUUACAGACACAAAAACAACUCCAUAUAAUGUAGAAACUAUUAUUCAAGUUGACCAUUUCAAAAACAUUUUUGUAUAUACCAGCUGACUGAUUAAAAGGGCAAUUUCAACAUCCCCCCCUCAUCAGUGCCAAACAUAUUUUCCUAAUAAUCUAAAAUCCAUCAGCCUGCCUUUGUAAUAAAUCUAUUCUGUGCCUUUAAUAAAUAUUAUGCUGUCUGUAUGAUACUUUAAUACAGUAUUCCUUGAGGGGACACUGAAGUAGUGGGGGUUUGCUCCAGUUAGAAAAAACACACAUCCGCUUUGCUUUAAGACAAUGAAGGCAGUGUGUUCACAUAGUGCUACAAACAAUAGUGGUGUUGAUGCAUUGUUUUGCACAGUUUUUCUGUUAUGCUUUAACUGCUUCGGGGUUACUGGGGGGUUAGCUUGUUUACAUUGGUAGACCUAUGUGGAACUGCUUUAUCCAUUAGUAUUCUGUCCUGUGUCUGUCCUGUAAUCUGAUGAGCUACCGCUGCAUGUGAAUAAAGACAUUUUUAGCCUGCUGCAUAAAGCCAGAGAACAACUGAUGCCCCUUGGUUGGAUGCUGUGUGAGAAAUAAAGACGAAAUAUCAAAAGUGGAAAA